AUUUUCUUAUUGUUGUGAAAGCUAAAGGAAAGGCAGGUGCAUACGAGGGGCGGGACGGCAACUGGGUAGUCCAGACCAAGACCCAGGCCCAAGUGGAGGGAGGGCUCGAGAGGCAGCAACUAAAUAUAGAGCACUCCUCGUCAUCAGCUCAAGACCUGCCAUGGAAAAUAUAAAAAAUGAAUUAGAAGAAGGAUGCCUAGAGGCUGGGAAUUCACCUGAAGUUCAUGAAACACUCAGCCUAAAAUCUGGAUCUUCAGAUGAUGAAUCCUUAAGAUCAAGAACUUCAAUUAAACAAUACCUACAGCAGUAUUUGCGUUCCACUCCUUGUCAGGUAUUACUGGUUGGCUUAGUGAUUGUAGACACACUGCUGGUCAUCACAGAGUUGAUGUUGGAUCUAGCAUUGAAGGAUCCAGAGUCACCUCUACCAUUUGUCUUCCACGCAUUGUCCUUGAGUGUGAUGAGUAUUUUCAUGGUGGAAAUUGCACUCAAGAUUUAUGCAUAUCAGUUGGAAUUUUUUACUCACAAGGGAGAUGUGUUUGAUGCAGUUGUUGUAAUCGUGUGUUUUUGUCUGGAUGCUGUCUAUCUUCACUCCCAUGAUGCUCAUGCUGGUGCCGGUUUUAUGAUUGUGCUGCGACUUUGGAGAGUUGUUCACAUUCAGCGUGCUAUUGUAUCACAGAUAAAAUCAUCAGGAGACAAAAAAUUGGUGCAAGAAAAAGAGAAGAGGUAUCAAGUAGAACAGGAAAUUGAGAGAUGGCGUACCAGUGGCUAUGCUCAGGAGGCAUAUAUAAAGCAUCUUCAAGAGCUACUGAAGGAAAACAAUAUUUCAUAUACAGAAUACAGAAGCCCUCCUGACAGUACAAGGCAGCUUGCUGUUGAGGUGACUUCAGAGUAAGAAAAUGACUUCAAAUGGUCAGCUAAUACCAUCACCAAAUUCAAAGAGUACAAAAAAUGGUCUGCUGGUACCUUCUGUGAAGGACUCAUAUCAGAUCAAAAAAGAUAAUAAGUCAAAGUAAGUGAAUUUUAUUGCAGUAUAUUAUAUCAUGAGGUAUUUUUAUAUGAAUAGAAUAUAUACAUUUUUGUCAUGCAGUUAAUCUUGUAACUUCAAUUCUAGUACAGCUCAGAAUUUUUAUUUAACCAGUAUGUACUUUUUAAUAUACAGAAGACUAGAAACAUACUGAGAACAUAUCUUUUUAAUUUUUACAUCUAUAAAAUUUAUCUGUUUGCCAGUUAAUCAUAAUGGAAAGGUUCUCCAUGUUAUUAUAUUCAUAUAUUUCAGCCUUGCAAAUUCCUGUCUUCUUGUUUUUAUUACUCUCUCUCUCUCUCUCUCUCUCUCUCUCUCUCUCUCUCUCUCUCUCUCUCUCUCUCUCUCUCUCUCUCUCUCUCUCUCUCUCUCUCUCUCUCUCUCUCUCUCUCUCUCUCUGUCAGUUAUUCUUUUCUUGUUACUCUUUAAGGAACAUUUUUGUUACACUUAUAGCAUUUUUUUCUUAUUUAUAUAUACAUAUCUUUGUUUCUUAUCUAUCUUGUUUUCUUCCUUUCUCUCAAGAGAUUAUUCUCAGGGUGCUGCAUUUGACUGACUACAUGUGCCAUUACACAGCUCAUCCCUUUAUCACUGUCAGACUUGUCAACUCUUCAUAUCCAUUACUAUUACUGUUAAUGCUUAUUUUCUUCACACUGCAGGCAUCCUUUAGUAAAAUCAUGAUAUUUUCUUGAAUUCUAAAUAUUUAAAUCUCAUUAUAAUAAUGUCAGAGUCUCACAUAUGCUUAAUGUUAGUGUUACAAGUUUUUUGUGCUUUUAUGGAUCUUUUGUUACCAUAUAUGUAUUUUUUUUAUUUUUCUUAGCUCUUGGUUGUUGUAGUAUUUAUUCAUAUUAUUGUAAACAGAUACAUGUAAUUUUGGAUGUGGCUCUUACCAAUCAUGGAUUACAACUAAAGUGUGGAAAGUACCUAAUUGUGUUGUCAGGUAUGACUACUAUAAUAUAUUAUUGCAUUUUUACUGCAGUAUUAUAGAUACCUUUUUAUUUUGCAUUAGUAUAAGAGCCAGAUAUGAAUAGGCAAGUUUUUAUGGGUUAGUGGUCUUGACACUCAAGUGGUCAUGGGUUGAAUUUCUGGGCUGGAUGGAGACAAAAUGGGUUUAUCUCCUGAAACUCUGUAACCUUUAUUUAUGUAACAGUGAAAAGGUAUAAUAAUAUGUAAGUCAUGAUUUUGUAAAAUUGCAUCCCAACAGGAGUAUAAGUCUAGCAGUCCUGCUCUCCUUUGUGUGUAUAUAAUGUGUGCUUGCUGUGAGAGCCCAGGAAUGUUUGGGCCUCACCCUAAGGUUUGAAAAAAGAUGCAGUAAUGUAUGUAUGCAUGUAUGGUUUGUUAUAUGAAAUUUCAAUAAUUUUCAGGCAGCUCUGCUGUGUGAGGAUACUUGUAUAUUGCAUAACGGAUAUACAUGUUUGGAUCAAAAUGCACUUUUCAUUGCAUUGAGUAGAUAUCACUUGACAGAAAGAAAAGUAAUAAUUGGUUUAUCUUUUUAUGUUAUAGAAUUUUAUACAGUUGCAAAAAUAACUAGAACAUUUUUGUCAAAAUUAUGCUUAGGAACAAUUGCAGACUAAUUUGGUACUGUUGUAAUCUAUGUGUUCAUAUAAUCAUAAGUCUAAAACAUUGAUUUGUCUUAGGCAUUUUCUGUAGUUUUCACAACAUUUUU
Molecule: messenger RNA, 2684 nt
Organism: Scylla paramamosain (green mud crab)
Lineage: Eukaryota; Metazoa; Arthropoda; Malacostraca; Decapoda; Portunidae
Product: voltage-gated hydrogen channel 1-like
Exons: 6
Coding region: 161-892 (243 amino acids)
Biological process (GO): proton transmembrane transport
Cellular component (GO): plasma membrane
Molecular function (GO): voltage-gated proton channel activity
Source: RefSeq, a predicted model, not a curated record